UCCCCGGAGCAAGCGGCGGCAGCGGCUCGGGAGCAGGGAGCGGGGCAGAGAGCGGCCGGUGCAGCCCGGCCCCGUCUGCAUGCGGCGGCGGCGGCGGCGGGGCGGCCGGCGGGGAUGAACAACGGCCCGGCGGGGGGGAUCCUGAACGGCUCGGCGGGGCUGACGAACGGCUCGGCGGGGCUGACCGGCCCGGUGGGCAUGACCGGAGCGGCGGGGAGCGGCACGGCGGCGGCGGGGCUGCUGGCGGGGGCCGGGAGCGCUGCCGUGCUGGAGCUGGAGCGAGCUUUGCGCUGCUGCACCUCCGCUUCCGUGGUCACCGACGGCGACGGCAGCGGGUCGGGGACGGACGAACGGAGCUUGUACAUCAUGCGGGUGGUGCAGAUCGCCGUGAUGUGCGUCCUCGCCCUCACCGUUGUCUUCGGCAUCUUCUUCCUCGGUUGCAACCUCCUCAUCAAGUCCGAGGGGAUGAUUAACUUUCUGGUUAAGGACCGGAGGCCAUCCAAGGAGGUGGAAGCGGUGGUGGUGGGACCUUACUGACCGUCACCGACCCUGCCGCCGGCCACCGGUUACGCUUCACCGAGCCCCGGCCCCGACGGGAGAAGGAAGCCAAACCGAGCCGGCUCCACUGCACAACGGCCCCGUUCCGCCUUCCCACGGACUCCGCGCUGGUUGUUCGAU
Molecule: messenger RNA, 678 nt
Organism: Dryobates pubescens (Downy woodpecker)
Lineage: Eukaryota; Metazoa; Chordata; Aves; Piciformes; Picidae
Gene: RPRM
Product: reprimo, TP53 dependent G2 arrest mediator homolog
Exons: 1
Coding region: 115-537 (140 amino acids)
Source: RefSeq, a predicted model, not a curated record